This is a messenger RNA of Fragaria vesca subsp. vesca, 1163 nucleotides long. Its product is annotated as protein SEC13 homolog. The transcript is spliced from 2 exons. Gene Ontology annotation, molecular function: structural molecule activity; protein binding. Lineage: Eukaryota; Viridiplantae; Streptophyta; Magnoliopsida; Rosales; Rosaceae. Gene Ontology annotation, cellular component: COPII vesicle coat; nuclear pore outer ring. Gene Ontology annotation, biological process: protein import into nucleus; COPII-coated vesicle budding. The record is from RefSeq and is a predicted model, not a curated record. The coding region runs from base 66 to 968 and encodes 300 amino acids.
ACAGCAGCAGAGAGAGCGAUUCUCCUCGUCCUGAAACUGCGUCCUUUGAGAUCCCUAGCUGAGAAAUGCCUGCGCAGAAGGUUGAGACUGGUCACCAGGAGACUGUCCAUGAUGUGGUCAUGGAUUACUAUGGCAAGCGCCUGGCCACUGCUUCGUCGGACAACACCAUCAAGAUAGUGGGAGUGAGCAACUCGGCCUCGCAGCAUCUUGCGACGCUGACUGGUCACCAGGGCCCUGUUUGGCAGGUUGCUUGGGCUCACCCCAAAUUCGGGUCUUUGCUUGCUUCUUGCUCCUAUGACGGGCGCGUCAUUUUGUGGAAGGAAGGGAAUCAGAACGAGUGGACACAAGCUCAUGUUUUCGAUGACCACAAAUCGUCUGUCAACUCAAUUGCUUGGGCUCCUCAUGAACUCGGUCUUUGUUUGGCUUGUGGUUCUUCUGAUGGGACUAUCUCAGUUUUCACUGCUAAAGACGGUGUUUGGGAGACCACAAAGAUUGACGAAGCUCACCCGGUUGGUGUCACCUCUGUUUCCUGGGCUCCCUCAACAGCUCCUGGUGCUCUUGUUGGUUCUGGUCUGCUUGACACUGUUCAGAAGCUGUGUUCUGGUGGUUGUGAUAACACUGUAAAGAUCUGGAAGCUUACUAAUGGUGCUUGGAAGAUGGACUGUUUUCCAGCUCUUCAGAAGCAUGAUGAUUGGGUUAGGGACGUUGCUUGGGCACCUAACUUGGGUCUACCAAAAUCUACUGUUGCCAGUGCAUCACAGGAUGGUAAAGUUAUCAUCUGGACUGUGGCCAAGGAUGGGGAUAAAUGGGAACAUAAGGUGCUGCAUGAUUUCAAGGCACCUGUUUGGAGGGUCUCAUGGUCACUUACUGGGAACAUAUUGGCUGUGUCUGAUGGGAACAACAAGGUGACAUUGUGGAAGGAAGAAGUUGAUGGGGAGUGGCAACAGGUGACAACAAUUGAGCCAUAAAAUCUUAUUUUCAAAAUUUUGCUUAUGUUUAUUAGAUUAUUUCCAAAAUGUCUCCUAUAAACAUAGACAUAAAGACGUCUUCUGAGAUUUUGAUAAAUUGAGUACUGUUGAUUGAUGUCGAUCAACUCUACAUUUCCUACUGUACUGCACUUGGGAUACAUAUGGGAUCAAUUUCAAAGUUUUGUUUUCUCUGAC